Messenger RNA from Pelmatolapia mariae (spotted tilapia), 753 nucleotides. RefSeq names its product E3 SUMO-protein ligase PIAS2-like. NCBI's taxonomy places the organism in Eukaryota, Metazoa, Chordata, Actinopteri, Cichliformes, Cichlidae. The transcript is spliced from 6 exons. The record is from RefSeq and is a predicted model, not a curated record. Bases 1 to 753 code for a protein of 250 amino acids.
AUGGCAGAUAAGUAUAUGAGGGUGGAGCAGGACAUGUAUGAGGACAGUGAGGUAUGUGGUAGGAGUAACAGUUUAUUCUUGGAGAUCCUGAAUGACUGCUCGGAUGUAGAUGAAAUCGAGUUCCAGGAGGAUGGAACGUGGUUCCCAAUGAAACCAAGGAAAGAAGCUCUAAAGAUCCCCACUCAGUCAGUUUCAGAAGUUGACACCUCAGCUCCUUUGCGUCAACCAUCAGUGGCCCGCGAUUCUACUGAGCCGAGCUACACCAAGAGGGCAGAUGUGAUUGAUCUGACGAUAGAAAGCUCUUCUUCUGAUGACGAAGAGGACAAAAACCGUCCACCCAAGAAACGCAACAUUUCCAAGAAUGAGGAGAUGCAUGCAAAGGGAGUGUUGACCUACCUGCCCACUGUGCAAGUGCCAAAUGUCCAGGCCCCGGACCCGCCACAUCUGAACUCUGCACUUGCCGACUAUGCAGUCCCCUUCCAUCCUUCUGCCUCGGCCACCAUCCCCACAGAUAUGCAGCGUCCAGAUCUAUUUUCCUUAAUUCAGACUAAUCCAGAGAUGUUCUUGCGUAUCCUGCAAAAUGCAGCUGCAGCAACCAGCAGCUCAGCCUUGGUUUCGUCGUCCAGCAGCCACUAUGACGCCAUCAGCCAUGCUGCCAGCUCCCUCCAUGAAACUGGGGUCGUCACAGGAGGGGAGGGGAGCAGGGGAGGAGAGGCCGACGGCGACAUAUCAGAUAACAUUUCACUCGAUUGA